AUGAUAGGUGAUGCCAAUUUAGACACGAUCAAAUUAGAUGGACAUGACACUACGGCACUCAUUGAUAGCGGGUCACACGUAAGCACUAUAACGGAAAUAUUUUACAACACCAUGUUACCAAAGCCAAUAUUGCACUCUAUGGACGAAUUCGGUGUAGAACUGAAAUGUGCAAAUGGCAGUUCAAUUCCAUAUAGCGGAUACAUAUCUGCAAAUGUUGAGACUGAGUUUACGCAGAAGCCCAUAGAAACCGUAUUGCUCGUAGUUCCAGUGCAAGAAUAUCAUGGCACUGCUCAUGUAUUACUAGGAAAGAAUGUUCUACGAGAAAUGAAACCCUGGGCUGGUAAUACAACUGUAAAUGAGAUAUGGAAAGCUGGUUUUAUGUCCGUAAAUGCAGAGAUGGGACUUGUUACAGCAACAAAACCGAUCACUUUACAUCCUGGCGAGAGCAGAACUGUCACCGGUUUCUACAGAAAACAAGGACUCGCAACAGAAGCUGUUACCGAAACCGUUGAAGACAUACCAUGUCAUAGCGCCAUCGUUUGUCCUAGGGUGGUCAGUAUUGAUAACCCGGGGAAGACAGCAAGAAUACCAGUACGAAUUUGCAACGUUACAGCCAGACCCAUAAAAAUUAAAGCGAAACAGACACUUUGCCAAUCGAAUGAAGUUGAAGUUAUGAGAGAAGCGCCUAUUUGUCAACCUGUGAGUGCGAAUAUCAAUCACAUGGAUGGUUCAGAAUCAAAAAACAAACGACAAUAUGAAAAUAGGAAGGAGAAGUACGGCAUCGAUCUAGAUGAUUCAGAAUUGACAACAGAUCAAAAGAAAGAAGUUUACAAUUUGUUUGAAAAAUGGCAGUCGAUAUUCCCAACGUCGGAUUUGGAUUUGGGUCAUACAAAGGCAGUGAAACAUAAAAUCAAUCUUAUUAAUGAAGAACCAUUCAAAGAACCGUAUAGAAGAAUACCACCAGCACUGUUUAAUAAAGUACGGGAGCAUCUGAAGGAUAUGUUAGACGUAGGAGCCAUACGAGAAUCAAAUUCCCCUUGGUCUUCAAAUUGUGUCAUCGUAAGAAAAAAAGACGGCAGCAUUCGCUUCUGA
Messenger RNA from Dreissena polymorpha, 1092 nucleotides. RefSeq lists its product as uncharacterized. NCBI's taxonomy places the organism in Eukaryota, Metazoa, Mollusca, Bivalvia, Myida, Dreissenidae. The coding region runs from base 1 to 1092 and encodes 363 amino acids. The record is from RefSeq and is a predicted model, not a curated record. The transcript has a single exon.